AUGCUAAACAGCAUCUCAUCUGACGGGUGUGGGUUUUGCCGCUCAACAGCUUUUUCGUCCACGUCACUGACUGAGACUCAAAAACGUUACUGUCAAAUAGAAAAGGAGCUGCUGGCGGUUCAGUUUGGUUUGCUGAGAUUCCGGCAAUAUGUUUAUGGACAAAAAGUGACCGUUGAAUCGGAUCACAAACCGCUUGUUGGUCUGCUGGAAAAGCCGAUAGCAACUUGCUCCCCAAGGAUCCAACGGAUGCGACUUCAACUGCAAAGAUUCGACUUUCGGCUUGUGUAUAAGCCCGGCAAGGAGCUUUUCAUCGCCGACACCUUGAGCCGUGCACCUUCACCGCGUUUGUUCACGGAUGACGUCACCCAGGAUAGUGAAGACCAAGUGCAUCAUGUGCUUCAUAGUCUCGUCACGUCCGUGUCCACAAGGAAGCGUUAUGCCGAAGCCACGGCCUUGGACCCUACUCUGCAACUUUUGAAAACGGUGAUUCAAAAAGGAUGGCCUGAGAAGCGUGCUCAGUGUCCGGCUUCAGUCAAACCGUAUUGGUCGGUGCGGAGCGAUUUGUCAAUGGUGGAAGGCGUUUUAUUGUGUGGCAGUCGUUUAGUGGUUCCAAUGUCCCUUCGUCGCGAGACCAUGGAGGGUAUACACGACGGUCAUUUCGGUGAAACGAAGUCUGUUUUACGCGCGAAGUCAGCGGUGUAUUGGCCCGGUUGGGAGGAUCAAGUAAAAAAUAUGGUGGCCAGUUGUUCGGUUUGCCAAGAAAACCGUGGUCGAAACCCUAAACUGCCGUUACAUCCCGUCCGGCUUCCGGAUUACGCCUUUCAGCUGGUGUCUGCUGAUUUGUUUGAGUUUGAGCGCGUGAACUAUAUUUUGCUGGUGGACUCAUACAGCAAAUGGCCGUGUGUCGUUCCCCUUAAAUCAACAACCUCGUCAGCCAUCAUUGAAGAGAUGUCACGAUUUUUCUGUGACUUUGGACGGCCAGAGGAGUUGGAGUCUGACAACGGGACUCAAUUUUCCAGUGCGGAGUUCCGUGAAUAUUGUGCAUCGUUGAACAUCAAGCAAGUGACGUCGAGUCCCGAGUUCGCCCAAUCCAACGGACUGGUUGAGCGACACAUCCAAACGGUAAAACGCACUUUGCUGAAGAUGUUUGCUGAAGGAAAAUCACUAUGGGAGGCCCUGGCAGCCAUCCGUUCGACCCCGGUGUCCGGCUCAUUACCGGCCCCUUCAGUGCUACUUCAAGGACGUAAUCUUCGUGGUGUGCUGCCUUUUCUCGACGCAUCCUUAUCUCCAAAGCUGGUGCCGGCGUCGUUUGUACGUCAAGAGUUGUCUCGUCGCCAACAAACGGCGGCGUUUGUUCAACCCCGCCCACCGAGUGGAAGUUCAUCAGUGGCUGUCCAGUCAGCCGUCGCAAGGACGGCCCGUCCAGUCGCUGGUGUCAAUACUCCGUCUGGACAGUCUUCCGUGUUCCAGUCGUCUGCUCAACAAGAGUCUACGCCAGUCCGUUCUGUUGAAGCGCCCAGCCGUCCUGUUCGAGAGAUUCCGGCCUCACCCGCUCGUUUACUUGUUUCCCGUAUUCCCGUUCGUGACCGGGUGGUUUGGGUGCCCCCUUCGGCCAGCAGUGGUCAACAUGCUCCUGUGGCCGCCCUUGGCGUUACCCGCUCGGGCCGACGCUACAUUAAACCUCCACCACCCUCUCAGUAA
Molecule: messenger RNA, 1701 nt
Organism: Daphnia pulex (common water flea)
Lineage: Eukaryota; Metazoa; Arthropoda; Branchiopoda; Diplostraca; Daphniidae
Exons: 2
Coding region: 1-1701 (566 amino acids)
Biological process (GO): DNA integration
Molecular function (GO): nucleic acid binding
Source: RefSeq, a predicted model, not a curated record